Cicer arietinum (chickpea) is the source of this 863-nucleotide messenger RNA. RefSeq lists its product as uncharacterized. The record is from RefSeq and is a predicted model, not a curated record. NCBI's taxonomy places the organism in Eukaryota, Viridiplantae, Streptophyta, Magnoliopsida, Fabales, Fabaceae.
CCUGUUUUUGUUUUAGUGUUUUGUUUUUCUUUUUUAAUGAAAUUUUAGUGUAUUCUAAUGAUUGAUUAUGUAAGAGUAUGUUUAAAUUGAUGAAAUAGGAUAGUCAAUUUUCCUUUAUUCAUUAAAAAAACAUAAACCACUUGAAGUUAGUUUCUGGGACUAUCUAGCAAGCGACCCUAAUUAGGAAGGUAACAGAAAAUCAAGCGAUAAAUUAGGAAGAGAAUAACAGAAGAAAAGUGAGGACUUGAGAACAAGUAAGAGAAACAAAAAAUGGCUUCGCCAAAAUCAAGGAUAAUUUUCCGUAUCAUGACGCUUACUCUCUUGCUUCUCCUUCUCUUCUACAUUGGUCGCCCUCUCUAUUGGAAAAUCUCCGCCACCGUCCACGAUAUCCGCAACAACAAACAAACUGUUAGACAAGGUUUUUCCCAAAUCGUUAUUGAGGCUCAGAAAUCCGUCGGUUGGUAUCCCCAUGACUCCGAUUCACUGCCCCGUUCUAACUCUAGAAAGCUUCUUCACAUUCACACUGAUUUUUCCAGAGUUGUUGGUUAGAUUUUGUAAUUUAUAUCAUUAUUAUUGUUAUUAUUUUUAGGGGUUUUUUUGUUCUUACGUACAUUUUGUCUUUUUUAAAUCCUAUUAAUUAAAUUACAAAACAAUUGUGGGAUGGGAGCGUUGAACUUCUUAUGCAUUUUAAACUUUUUUGCUUUUUCCUUUUAUUUUGAAGUGGUUAAUUAUUUUAUGUAUAUAUGUCAAUGGAUCCUUCAUGAAGAAGAAUGAUGUUAAUUUUAUGAGCUCUAAGUGUGAAGUUUGAAUUUUGUAAUGAAUCAAUGAAAAACUAAAUUGGUUCAAUUGUGUAGCUUGUAUUC